UCUGUGUGCUUCUAAUUUAAGCCAUCAUCCACCACUAUCAACAACGUUACUGCAGUAAUGCUUCACUGGUCUUCUCUGCGUUUUAAAAUGCAUCAAUUUAUUCUGCAAGACUAGAGGAUAUAAUAUCGAUAGCUAAAUGGAGAUUACUCGUGCCAGACCAUCGCUGUUUGGAGAUAUAGCUCAUGGCCUGGGGUUCUGGACAGACCGUUCGGCGGUACACGAGGCAGCAGCCCAGGGAAAGGCUCUUCAGCUACAGAAGCUGAUCCAGGGAGGGGCAGCAGUUAACUUAGUGGCUGUGGACUCCAUAACCCCCCUCCACGAGGCCUGCAUACAGGGACAAACACAGUGUGUCCGGUUGCUGCUGGACGCUGGUGCUCACGUGGAUGCGCGGAACAUUGACGGCAGUACCCCUCUGUGCGAUGCCUGCGCUGCGGGCAGCCUGGAGUGUGUGAAACUACUCAUACAACAUGGGGCUACGGUCAACCCUCCACUGUUCACCUUCUCACCCCUCCACGAGGCCUGCAUGGGGGGUACAUGUUCAUGUUGUAACUCUGACUGCGUUCAGCUCAUGAUAGACGUGGGAGCUCUGAUGGAGGCCCAUGACUGCCACUUCGGGACACCGUUACAUGUAGCGUGUGCCAGACAACACUUUGACUGCGCCAAGGUCCUCCUCAAUGCAGGGGCGAACGUGAACGCUGCCAAGCUCCACGAGACGGCGCUCCAUCACGCAGCCAAAGUAAAGAACGUGGAUCUGAUCGAGCUGCUGAUUGAGUUCGGUGGGAACAUAUAUGCCAGGGACAACCUGGGCAAAAAGCCCAUCAACUACACAAGUCAAGGAUCUCCCACCAAUAUCUGCCUAGAGUUCUAUGAAAAUACUCCCCUCAGUCUACAACAGAUCAGCAGGAUAGCUCUGAGAACAGCACUGGGCAGAAGAGCCCUGGACGACGUGUCCAAACUGGGCUUGCCCAAUCGCAUCACCUGCUACCUCUCAUAUCAGCCACCACCAGAUCUGGACUUGGACUUUGACUACUUCUAACAAGCCCCACCCUACUUCUAACAAGCCCCAUCCUACUUCUAACAAGCCCCUACCUACUUCUAACAAGCCCCAUCCUACUUCUAACAAGCCCCAUCCUUCUUCUAACAAGCCCCAUCCUUCUUCUAACAAGCCCCAUCCUUCUUCUAACAAGCCCCAUCCUCUUCUAACAAGCCCCAUCCUUCUUCUAACAAGCCCCAUCCUACUUCUAACAAGCCCCAUCCUACUUCUAACAAGCCCCAUCCUACUUCUAACAAGCCCCAUCCUUUUUACGAGUCUGUUUUGUCUUGUGCCGAACGAUUUCACCACAUAGGAAUAAGCCUGGUCCCAGGUCUGUUUGUGUUCUUGUCAAUGCCAACUCAUUGUUAUGCUGACAUUGUUCAACCAAUUAGCAUAACAAUGGCUGAUUGCACAAACAGACUGGCACUCAGACGAGAUGGGAAUGAAGAUGCAGGGUAGCCUGGUUCCAGAUCUGUUUGCGCGUUCUUGCCAACUCCUAUUGUCAUUGUCAGGCUACAAACACAUUGACAACGACUAUAGGAGUUGUUUAUACAAUUACAAACAGAUCUGGGACCAGGCUAGAAGCAAGAGAGCCCAAACUCAUUUGUCUGAGUUAAGGUUUCAGUUAAACUACAAUGAAAAGUAGGGAUAUGAUGUGACAGGUGUCAGCUAGCUAUGCUUGAAAGACUGAGGGCGAUACUCAAAUCUGUAUCACCGAAGGGUUAUAUUUCUAUCCACCUGUAAAGGUAAUUUCUGAUUGAGCCGAGAUAUGCAGUGUUCACCUUAAAUGCAGUCUCCACGAUAUGGAUUGAAUCUAGGCCUAAGCGUUCCCACUAACCAUAGUCUUAUGCUUGUACCCAGAUCUAUUUGUCCUGCUUUAUGUUUGGGAUGUUGUGCCUUGCCAACUGCAAGAAGGCACAAACAGAUCUGGGACCAGGCUAGUCUGUCCAACCUUUCUGAAUUCUUAAAUCUUUUAGCUAAGCUUUUAGGAUUGUGUAAUUAUGUGUAAAUAUCAAACAUGUAUGUUUAUUUUGAAUAAUGUGUAUAUAAACUAUGUAAAUAAUACAAAUUAUUUGAUUUAUGUAAA
Oncorhynchus gorbuscha (pink salmon) is the source of this 2120-nucleotide messenger RNA. It is a transcript of the gene asb13b, whose product is annotated as ankyrin repeat and SOCS box containing 13b. Bases 137 to 1036 code for a protein of 299 amino acids. Gene Ontology annotation, biological process: protein ubiquitination; positive regulation of protein catabolic process. Lineage: Eukaryota; Metazoa; Chordata; Actinopteri; Salmoniformes; Salmonidae. Gene Ontology annotation, molecular function: protein binding. The record is from RefSeq and is a predicted model, not a curated record. The transcript has 6 exons.